GGCGUGUUCUCCACUUGCUAUUCACUUCAAAGAGUUGCUGGACUUUACUUUAUGGUGUAUAGACAUCCUUGAGAUUCAAAAUCAGGAACAAAAUCACUUUAUUUUAAGUCUAUAAUUUUGAUUCAGCUGGAUUUAUCCGAGGCUUUACAGAAUAGAGAAUCAUCCUCCGAGCAUAUCUCACUUAUUGUGCUUUAGUGAGUAAGCAGGUAGGCAUUUAACUGCAAGUUUCUCACCGCAUUUUUUUGAGUGAGUUGAAUAGCAUUGCCACAUCCAAGUUUUCAACAUCUUUUCCCUUCUCUACGCUCAAAAUCUAAGUAGUACUGUUCAACGGUAAAACUUUACUAACCUUCUUAUAGAAGCAUUGUCAGUACGAACCUACAUAUCACGCACGAUAGAAUCCUAUUCGUAGCACCCCGUUCGUAACAUCACAGCUCCCCAAGAAGCCCGAACAACAUGGACUUUCAAAAUAUCAAGCACUUAACAGCUGCGACGAAACAAAUGCGAGAAAAAUAUUGGAACGAUGCAAUCAGCACUUCCAUCUCAGUCCAGCAAGCCGCCACUACUCAGGAUCUUCCCGUGAAGGGUCCUGUAUGGGUUAGCAAAUUCAUCAUCCCGUCUCCUGUCCAGGAUGACAACUCUCGAGAUUUACUGCUGGGUUUGAUUGAUGAGCAUAAUUCCCAUAAUGUUCAUUAUGAUCGUCCGAACUCAGAACCACUUUCUUGUCAAUGGACGGGUUACCGCGAGGGUGUUGAUGCUAAUGCGCCUGAGCCCAAACUCUCGGAAAAUGAAAAAUUUAGACACUUAGUCCAGAAUACCACGAGCCCAUCAACCAUCUUUUAUAUCUAUGGUGGUUCAUUCGUGUGAGUAUUUCUAAUUCCUCCUGAAGCAUGCACUUCUAUGUACUCACAUAAACCCCAGACUGAACAGCCCAUCCAGCUACCGAAGACGCAUGGGAAACCUAGCUCGGGCAACAGGAAGCAAAAUCCUAAUGGUGAAACAGCGUCUAGCACCACAGAAUCCCUUCCCAGCAGCUUUCCUCGAUAUAUUCCAAGCAUAUCUUUCUCUCCUCGCUCCUCCUCCAAACUCACCACAUGAAGCUAUCUCUGCCAAAAACAUCGUGAUAGCAGGAGAUAGUUCCGGAUCAUGUCUCGCAUUAGGGUUAUUACAAGUACUCCUGCAACUCAAGCGGAAAAAUACAGUGAUAAAAUUCCAUGGAAAUAUAAUAAAACCAUCCGAAUUUAUACCAGCUGGCCUCGCCCUCUUGAGCGUAACAACAGACUUAACAAAUGCGCUUCCCUCACACCAACGAAACAUAAAACAUGAUAUAUUCCCCUCCCCUAUCGAAAAACUUCCAUACCUAGAAAAAAGAUUCCCUCCAUGUUCCAUCUGGCCCACCAAACCCGCAAGAGCAAAUCUAUACUGCGAAGCAGGAAUGCUCGCUCACCCGCUAGCGAGUCCAGCCGCCUCAUUAGAUUGGUCUGGUUCCUGUCCCCUCUGGUUCGCAUCCGGACAGGAGCAAAUCGUAGAUGGAGCGAGAUUGGUUGCUCAAACGGCUUUUGCGCAGGGUGUUCCAGUUGUGCUUCAGGAAUAUGAGGGAAUGCCCCAUACGUUCUUUUGGGUGUUCGGAAAAGCACCACAGACUCGGAAGAUUCUGGAUGAUUGGGCUGAUACUAUUGUUGCUUUGGGAGAGGGUAAGGAAUUAGUUUGUAAAGCGGAGUUUAUCUAUGCUAAGGGAUUGACAUCGGAGGAAUUGGAUUUGGAGAAUUUGGUUCCAUUUGGGGUGGAAGAGGUGAGGGAAAUUAUCUGGAGAAAAACAUUGGAUUAUAAAGUUCCGGCGUUUCAUAAACAGCAACGGUCAUCUUUGUAGUUAAUGUUUGUUUUUUAUUGACAAGACGUGUAGUUGCAGCUGAUAGGUAUUAUUCUUAAGGAUUUUGGGUUGGAUUCUGGAGUCUUUAUCGAAAUCAAGAGAUGUAUGAUUUGUUUUACUUUGUUGCAGCGGAUCUUCAAAAUGGUAAAUAUUAAUUUACUCCAAUCAAUUUCUCAAAUACAAAUAAAAGAAAAA
Messenger RNA from Sclerotinia trifoliorum, 2062 nucleotides. The record is from the annotation of a GenBank genome assembly. NCBI's taxonomy places the organism in Eukaryota, Fungi, Ascomycota, Leotiomycetes, Helotiales, Sclerotiniaceae.